Molecule: messenger RNA, 558 nt
Organism: Pisolithus orientalis
Lineage: Eukaryota; Fungi; Basidiomycota; Agaricomycetes; Boletales; Pisolithaceae
Exons: 3
Coding region: 1-558 (185 amino acids)
Source: RefSeq, a predicted model, not a curated record
AUGUCCGAGCUCGACGCUGACCUCUAUGGCGAUUUAUACGGAAACGACGAGGCUGACUUUACGGCUGCAGUGGAGUUAAACGAAACCAAGGCUGACAUACAGAAGCCAUCCGAGACCUCGACCGAAACACCUGCAUCCACCGUCUCACCCCGCACAGAACCCAGGCAGGAACCACUUUCAAGUUCAAUAGCUGCCCCACGGCCGAAGUCGGAGCCUACGACCCAACCAACCUAUCAACCCAUUCCGACUCACUCGAGUCCGAUAUCCUAUUCGUCAGCGCCACAACAAAUUCCCACGUAUCAACAGCCCCAGCCUUCCGAUGGUCUCAAGUUGGAUCCACCACAUAUCCCAGAACGAAGUAUCCGACCUUCUGAGAUGAAGGAUGAAGGACCUUCUGUGGUCGCCGCUGCUGUCGCAACUUGUGGGGUUGUCUCAAAGAAAUUGUUGGCCCACCAGUCAACUAGCUCUGUAGUCGGUCACGUCGUCGUCACGCCUAGCUACUCAGCUCUGUCGACUAAGACUAGGCUAGCUCUACCGUAUCCACUUCCCUACGUCUAG